CUGUAAGGCCGGCUAAGAAGCGGUUUGCCUGGCGGUUUACUCCACCUGAAAACCACUUUCCCGCUCAAUAAACCACGUAGUAUUAGAUAGACAUAAAUCUAGGUUUUUCCGCCCGAUUAGCCAUAUACUAGGCUUGGGAAAGAAGUCGAAUUAUACUCUCUCCCGGAAAACCACGCUUCAAGCCGAAACCUCUCUUUAUUCAGCUUUUCCAUUCUCUGUCUCGACAGGAACAACCGACACGUCUCUGUAGACGUUUCUCUCUGUUUUUUCUGCUUUCUAUUAUCUGUUGUCUUCAUGUGAUCUCGAAGCCGAGCGGGUAACUGUCUUACUCUUCUACAUUUUUCAUAUGCAUAGAUUAUGAGGAGAGUAUCGUGGUGACAGCUGUUGGCGGAUGGAGUUUCCGAACCAUAUUUCGGAACAAAUGGCGCUGGAGCAUUUCUCGGGCCAUGACUUGGCCGAUAACACUUCGGUUUUGCUAGGUCAAUCUUCGCCGGACGGGGCUGAUGGCAAGCGGGCGGAGCACCACCGCGAGUCGCCGCAGCAACCAGCUCAAGUCGGCGCCGGGCCGACGUGGCUGAGCAGCGCGAUUCUGCAGCAGCAGAACCAAUACGGGCACGGGGAGUUUCUCAAUUUGCAAAUGAAUUCCGAGUCGGCGAGGUCGCAGCUGGAAUCGAAUCAGUGGCUUUCGAGAUCGAUUCUCGAGCGAAGCAUCAGAGGCAUGAGGGACGAGGUGCAGGUCUCGGCCGAUUCGAUCAUCGCCGCGGGGUUAUCGCACGAAUCGGCUGAUUUGAACAACAAUAACAGGAAUAUUGGGAGCAAUCAAGUGGAGAACAGUGGCGGAGGAGAUGGAGAGUUCACGGAGAGCGAUGGAAUGAUGAAUUGGCAGAAUGCAAGCCUCAAAACCGAGAUUUUGUCUCAUCCGCUCUACGAGCAGUUGUUAUCGGCUCAUGUCGCGUGCCUACGUAUCUCAACGCCGGUUGAUCAGUUAGAGAGGAUCGACGCGCAGCUGGCUCGAGCGCAACAGGUGUUAGCCAAGUACUCGUCUUCGGGACAUGGUAAUAUUGACGAUAAGGAGCUUGAUCAGUUCAUGACACAUUAUGUGCUGUUGCUCUGUUCUUUUAAAGACCAAUUGCAACAGCAUGUUCGUGUACAUGCAAUGGAAGCAGUAAUGGCUUGCUGGGAGAUUGAGCAAUCUCUACAGAGCUUAACAGGUGUUCUGCCUGGAGAAGGCACGGGAGGGACAAUGUCUGAUGAGGAUGACGAUCAAGCAGACAGUGACACAAACUUGUUUGAUGGAAGUUUGGAGUGUGCUGACACCAUGGGAUUUGGUCCUCUCGUCCCAACAGAGAGUGAAAGAUCCUUGAUGGAACGCGUAAGGCAUGAGCUGAAGCAUGAACUGAAACAGGGUUACAAGGAGAAAAUUGUGGACAUCAGGGAAGAAAUUUUGCGCAAGAGAAGGGCAGGAAAACUCCCUGGUGAUACAACCUCUGUCUUAAAGGCUUGGUGGCAAUCGCAUUCUAAGUGGCCAUACCCAACAGAGGAAGAUAAGGCGAAAUUGGUGCAGGAAACAGGAUUGCAGUUGAAGCAGAUAAAUAACUGGUUUAUUAACCAGAGAAAGAGGAACUGGCACAGCAAUCCUUCCUCUUCUACAGCUGUGAAGAGCAAACGCAAAAGACUUCUGAAGGGCUUCCACCAAUCCUAAUCCUAAAUGAAGUAAUGCAGGAGAUAGAACUAAGAGCGGUGACCAUAUCAUGUGAUUGAAGGACAAACCCGUUAAAGACCAUCCAAAAAUCAUCCUUCUUCCACUCCAGCAACGACGUAGCCAAAUAUUAUGACAUUACAGUGUACAGGUACAUGUAUGCUUGUAAGACCCUAUGGCCAUACUGCAGAUGUUGUGAUUUGUCAUUAGCAAGUCCAGUUCUAUGAGUAUACGACAAACUGAGUUGGUUAUAGCAAAAUAUGUAUUGGCGGUAAUAAUUUUGUUUACAGGUAUUAUAUGUAUGUAUGUAUUUAUGUAUGUGUAUGUAUAGAGAUUGUGAAGGGAUAUGGGUGUAGAGCAUAGGAGCAUCUUUCAUGAUUCCUUACGGAUAUUUCAAUGGCUACAAAGACCUCAAUUUUUA
This is a messenger RNA of Diospyros lotus (date-plum), 2120 nucleotides long. RefSeq names its product homeobox protein knotted-1-like 3. Lineage: Eukaryota; Viridiplantae; Streptophyta; Magnoliopsida; Ericales; Ebenaceae. Gene Ontology annotation, biological process: regulation of DNA-templated transcription. Gene Ontology annotation, cellular component: nucleus. Bases 392 to 1702 code for a protein of 436 amino acids. The record is from RefSeq and is a predicted model, not a curated record. Gene Ontology annotation, molecular function: DNA binding. The transcript is spliced from 6 exons.